Impatiens glandulifera is the source of this 1564-nucleotide messenger RNA. RefSeq names its product U-box domain-containing protein 4. Gene Ontology annotation, molecular function: protein binding. Gene Ontology annotation, cellular component: cytoplasm; nucleus. NCBI's taxonomy places the organism in Eukaryota, Viridiplantae, Streptophyta, Magnoliopsida, Ericales, Balsaminaceae. The transcript is spliced from 2 exons. The record is from RefSeq and is a predicted model, not a curated record. Bases 191 to 1309 code for a protein of 372 amino acids.
GGAGCCGUUGAAACUUGAAAAGUAGAGUAGCGAAGUUGUCGCUUAACGCCACGGCACAUAUCCCUACGUUUCAUAUUUCUCUUUCAAUCUCUCUUUUUCUCUCUCUCUCUCUAGAAGACCUUUUUAUCUCUCCUUCUUCAUUCAUUCCCAAUUCCCAACGCCUACUACUUGUCAAAAUCCACUCGCCGUUAUGGAAUUUUCCGGCACCAGUCCCGAUACAGAUUCACCUACCAACACUUCAGAUUCCUCCUCUUCAUCACUAGCCGUCCAACUCACGCUCCGCCUCCUCCAAUCGGACGAUCCAUCUUCCAAUAUAAAAGCCGCCAAGGAGAUCCGACGCCUCACCAAGACCUCAUCCAAGUCUCGCCGCCACCUCUCCCUCGCUAUCCAACCGCUUGUUCGUAUGCUCACCUCCAAUUGUCUCGUAUCUAAUGAAUCCGCUCUUCUAGCUCUUCUCAACCUAGCCGUCAAAGACGAAAAAAAUAAAGUUUCUAUUGUAAAUGCGGGUGCCUUAGGACCAAUAGUUAGUUUUCUUCGUUCAAACAACUUAACUCUGCAAGAACACGCCACAGCAUCACUUCUAACCCUAUCUGCAUCCACCACCAACAAACCAAUAAUCGGUUCUUCCGGGGCCAUUCCUCUUCUCGUUCAAACAUUAGGUCACGAGAUCUCACAAACCAAAGCCGACGCACUAAUGGCCUUAUACAACCUCUCAACACAUUCAGAAACUCUACGAGAUUCAAUCCUAGAAGCAAAUCCCAUUCCCUACAUCGUCAACAUGCUCAAAAGAUCUAAAAAGUCAUCCAAAACCGCAGAGAAAUGCACGGCUCUGUUGGAAUCGUUGGUAGCAACAGAGCCUGGGAGGAUCAUGUUGACGUCGGAAGAAGGUGGUGUACUUUCUGUAGUUGAAGUGUUGGAGAGCGGUUCUGUUUUAGGUCGAGAACAUGCGGUUGGGACGCUUUUAACUAUGUGUGAGAGUGAUAGGUGUAAAUAUAGGGAGCCGAUUCUUAGAGAAGGAGUUAUACCGGGGCUUUUGGAGUUGACGGUUCAAGGAGGGGAGAAAUCGCAGGGGAAGGCGCAGAGGCUGUUGCGGUUAUUGAGGGCGUCGACGAACCCUAGAUCGGAGUUUGAACCGGAUACGUUGGAGAAUAUAGUUUAUAAUAUUAUAUCUGGGAUUGGAAAUGAGGAACAGUGUGGGAAGGCUAAGCAGAUGUUGGCGGAGAUGGUGCAGGUAAGUAUGGAACAGAGCUUGAGACAUUUGGAGAAGAGGGCGGCGCCGGCCAUUGCUAGUUGUGCAUCUUCCAAAUGAGCUCACUUUAUUGGUUUGGUUUGUACAUUUCUUCUUCAUCAUCUUUUUCCUGUUAAAAAUGCUAGUCCAGACUUUGUCUAGUGACUGGUUUAUAAAAAAAAAAAAAGUGUCAAUAAAUUUGGGAAAAGCUUAGGAGGAUGUUCAGAAGCUUACUAGAGUCUUUCUUGUUUGCAUGUAGCUGUUUAUAACAGAAGAGAGGAAACUUGUGUAUAAUUAUACUAUUAUUAUUAAAUCAUAGAAAAUCUUUCGGAUUAU